CUGCUACUUAUCAACACCACCACCACCACUACUACCACACCAACAACCCAUCACCCAAUACCUCCUCCCUAACCUUCCUCCCCCCUCUUCCUUACAAAGUGGUGUGAUCCCUCAAAUCCGUCAAAAUGAACAUCGUAGAAUGGGCCUUCGGCAAACGAAUGACACCCGCCGAGCGACUCCGGAAGCACCAACGCGCGCUGGACCGAACGCAGCGGGAGCUGGACCGCGAGCGGGUGAAGCUCGAGAACCAAGAGAAGAAGCUGGUGCAGGACAUCAAGAAGAGCGCCAAGAAUGGGCAGAUCGGGGCGUGUAAGAUCCAAGCCAAGGACCUGGUGCGCACGCGGCGCUACAUCCAGAAGUUCUACCAGAUGCGCACGCAGCUGCAGGCUAUUUCGUUGCGGAUUCAGACUGUACGGAGUAAUGAGCAGAUGAUGCAGUCGAUGAAAGGGGCGACGAUGUUGCUGGGUAGUAUGAAUCGGCAGAUGAAUCUGCCGGCGUUGCAGCGGAUUGCGAUGGAGUUCGAGCGGGAGAAUGAUAUUAUGGAUCAGCGGCAGGAGAUGAUGGAUGAUGCUAUUGAUGAGGCGACGGGGAUGGAGGGCGAGGAGGAGGAUAGUGAGGAUAUCGUCAAGGAGGUGCUGGAUGAGAUCGGUGUCGACCUUAGCCAGGCGCUGGGCGAGACGCCGACGGAUAUACAAAAGACGGCGGUGGGUGAGGCUAGAGUGGCCCAGCCGGUUGGCGCUGGUGGAAACGCAAGUGAUGAUGACCUACAGGCGAGACUGGAUAGUCUUCGUCGCUGAUGACAUAGAACGAGCCGCUACGAAUGUCUCGUUUCUUCUUCGUAUACCUUAUAUCUUUCUUCCCUUUUUUCUUGCGCUGUCAUUAUCUUUGUGGCUAGGGGUUUCUGGUAUUGGGCAUAAUGCAUUAUCGUCUCUGGGGUUAGCCUUGCACGUCUACAAUCAUAACCAUUUCACACCUCCCAUAGCAACCAGUUUUGCUUCCACCAAGCCAGGCACGUCGACCACACCAGAAACACCACUACACUGGCUUCGAAUGCUUUUUGUUUGUGAUUUACAAACCGAUAUGAUAGCAGUUCCCUGAAUCCAGAGGGAAACCACAUGCUUCGCAACACAGGACCACAAAUCAUCAAGAAAUGCCUGCAGGGGGAUGAUCUACACAGAUACCUUUCUCGGUU
Aspergillus homomorphus CBS 101889 is the source of this 1192-nucleotide messenger RNA. RefSeq names its product ESCRT-III subunit protein DID4. Gene Ontology annotation, biological process: late endosome to vacuole transport; protein transport; endosome transport via multivesicular body sorting pathway. The record is from RefSeq and is a predicted model, not a curated record. The coding region runs from base 126 to 797 and encodes 223 amino acids. Lineage: Eukaryota; Fungi; Ascomycota; Eurotiomycetes; Eurotiales; Aspergillaceae. The transcript has 4 exons. Gene Ontology annotation, cellular component: multivesicular body; ESCRT III complex.